Pocillopora damicornis (cauliflower coral) is the source of this 747-nucleotide messenger RNA. RefSeq lists its product as uncharacterized. The record is from RefSeq and is a predicted model, not a curated record. Lineage: Eukaryota; Metazoa; Cnidaria; Anthozoa; Scleractinia; Pocilloporidae.
AUGCUUCCUCGAUUUGGGAGGCCAGUACCUGUACUAAGUAUAAUCAGCAAUCAAGUACUUGAUUAUGUGUAUGAUGUACACAGCCACAGAAUCACGCAGUGGAAUCGCGAAAUUCUUUCGCCGCAAGCCCUUCAAUUACAUAACGACGCUAUUGCUGCCCAGGGAACUGCCUUGAAUAAUUGUUUUGGAUUUGUUGACGGAACAGUUCGUCCAAUAUGCAGGCCAGGGGAACAUCAGCGGGCGGUAUAUAAUGGUCACAAGAGAGUCCAUGCCCUAAAGUUUCAGUGUGUUGCUCUUCCCAGUGGUCUCGUAGGGCAUCUAUAUGGCCCAGUAGAAGGAAGGAGGCAUGAUGCACGUAUGCUUGCAGAUUCAAGACUUCUCAGUGACCUUCAGACGGUUGCAAACUCACCUUUGGGGAAUCCUUAUUGCAUUUAUGGUGAUCUUGCUUACCCUUUAAGGGUGCACCUCAUAGCUCCCUUCAGGAAUGGAGUCUUAACUCCUCCAAUGAUGGAAUUCAACCAGUCAAUGAGCACUGUUAGAGAAUCAGUAGAGCGGCUAUUCAAUGACAUCACUAACUACUUCAAGUUCUUGGACUUCAAAAACAACUUAAAAAUUGGCCUUAGCAGUGUAGGCAAAAUUUAUGUUGUCACUGCCCUCCUUCGAAAUGCCCUCACAUGCCUCUAUGGCAAUCAGACAUCUUGCCUCUUUCAGUUAGACCCUCCAUCACUACAGGAAUACUUUGCUUGA